UCGAGGGACCCGAGUUUAACCCUGAUGAUCCACUUCAUGAUAAGCCUUGUGAGAACCCACCCAGUGAGAUCCCCAGCCUACCUUCACUCCCCAAAUUGCCCCAUUUACCCAUUGCGGAGAAGGUCGAAGCUAUACUUGACAAUGAAAUCAUUUCCACGAAGGAAGGUGGUCGCCAAAGGUACUUGGUGCACUGGAAAGGGAAGCCGGCGACAGAGGACACGUGGAAAUUCUCCACGCCAAGCAUGUAUGGCGGACCCAGAGUUUGAGUGGGGAUUAAUAUUCAACGCCGACGGAAGCAUUAAUAUCCUACGAUCUCCGUGCUUUGACGUAGGAUUUGAAGACGACGCCACCGUUGAAGAAUAUUUGGAGCGAGUCGUCCAGAUUCUUGUGAGCAUCAUCGGCCGACGAUUUUCAAGCUACGAUUGGAGCAUUGACAGUCAAGCAUUCACGCCAUCCUCGUCAUCGUCCACCUUUCCGUGGCUCAAGGCCAUUGGUGUUGCCACCGUCUUCGUGGCAUCGUUGAAACUAAAAAAAGUUUCACAGGACUCAGUUCCUGAGGAGAUAGGAAGUGUUGCCGGCUUCGAGUCACCUCUGUCUCCAGAAUCAAGCUACAACAAUUGGCCACUAGAUUCUGAAGAUUUAGCAAAGGAGCCACCAAGUGUUCCUCCUCAGCUGGGAUGUACCUUGCUCAACUCAAGUAACAGUGAUGAGAACUCCUUUCUUUCAAGGCCACAACAUGUAGUUCUGAAUCAUCUUUUCAUCCAGAAGGGGCGAAGCGGUGAGCCGGCCGUUGCUCUCGGUGCCACCCAUAGGUUCCGGGCUAAGUAUGUGACUAUGGUGUUCUAUAAAUCCUUGUAGAGAUAACAUAUUUGCAGCAAAUGUAAUUUGGCUCAGUAGAAUGAUGUUGCAUGGGAUAUGUAGUUCUUGUAAAACUCUCUUGUAUGGCAUGUAGAUUUCACAAAUAGGCAGAAAAAAGCAUAUAUGGUUGUAUGAAGUAGAAUGUGCUUGGAAAGAUCCUUAUAUUUUUCAGCAUAUAUGUUUAUAUGAUAAGUUAUAUGUUAAGGAAGCUUGAUAUAUGAAGAGAUUGUAGAUUAGUAUUGCAUCUUUUUAUAAUUUACAUCAUUGAGUUUUUAUUGAAAUUGUGUUGGUGUAAUGAACAUUUAUAUGUGCUUCAUGAUAUUGGC
This is a messenger RNA of Dendrobium catenatum, 1184 nucleotides long. RefSeq lists its product as uncharacterized. Gene Ontology annotation, molecular function: protein binding. The coding region runs from base 25 to 858 and encodes 277 amino acids. Lineage: Eukaryota; Viridiplantae; Streptophyta; Magnoliopsida; Asparagales; Orchidaceae. The record is from RefSeq and is a predicted model, not a curated record. The transcript has 3 exons.